AUGACCUCUUAUACAGAUAACGAACGCGAAGCCUUUGCUGUAUCCACUGGACCUUUUGAAUACCCCGAAGUGGGUGUACGCGACUCCGUUGUUUCCUCCGAGUUGGGCACGGAGGCCAACCCCAUAGUGAUCGGAGAUGACCCUGCUCCACUGGGCUCAGCCUCUACCGAAGGGAACAUGCGCGGCUCUCCAAAGCCCGAGGGCACGCAGUCGAAUGCAAUUUAUCCUAAAAAUUGUUCUUCUCCACUUGACUCGGCUCCUAAAGUAAUCUACGAGGAUUGCUACGAUGACACAGAUCAGCUUAGUUCUGAUGCCGAUACAGAGGUCAUGACUUCACCACAAUUCAGGGCUGCUUUAGUUGAUGAGAGUCUCCCUGACCCAGCAGAUGAGUGUGAAGCUGUUGCUACAGCUUCGAUCUGCGACUCAACUAGUCAUGAUCCCGAAGACCUUCGCAUUGAGGAACUGCCCACGGAUCAUCCUCAGUCCGAUGAGAAGGCACCGCAAACGAUUGACGAUUCUUCCCUUGAUUUGCAGGGCUGCGACACUCUUCAGACGGGAAGGCGCGAGAACGGUGCCUACGCUUCUACGGGUAAGUUGGAUUAA
Molecule: messenger RNA, 603 nt
Organism: Penicillium angulare
Lineage: Eukaryota; Fungi; Ascomycota; Eurotiomycetes; Eurotiales; Aspergillaceae
Exons: 2
Coding region: 1-603 (200 amino acids)
Source: RefSeq, a predicted model, not a curated record